This is a messenger RNA of Theobroma umbraticum, 3293 nucleotides long. RefSeq names its product F-box protein SKIP14-like. The record is from RefSeq and is a predicted model, not a curated record. Lineage: Eukaryota; Viridiplantae; Streptophyta; Magnoliopsida; Malvales; Malvaceae. Gene Ontology annotation, molecular function: protein binding. Gene Ontology annotation, cellular component: cytoplasm.
UGAGGGUUAGUCCUCCAAUUGGCCAGGAACUUUAGUUUCCUCUCCCCUUAUUUCUCUCCUUCUUCUCCCUUAUUUUUAGCAAACUCUGUUUUUUCCUCUGUUUCUCUUUCUCUCUCUCUCUCUCUCUCUGUUCUUUACCCUUUUAUUGUUCUUCUUCUCUGUCGUUCUGCAUUCCUCCUUUACAUGGAAAAGUUUGGUCAAAAACUUUGAUUCUUUACCUCCUGAGUUAGAUUCUCUCAUAAUAAUAUUUUUUUUUCACUUUUUUGUUGCCCUCUAUUCAUAUACCUUGUCCUUCUUCACUACUCUCUCUGUCUUUCUCUCUCUCUCUCUCUCUCUCUCUCUCUCUCUCUCUCCAUUCUUUUGAAGUUUCAAUUUUUACGUUCAGGUUAACGUAAAAGGGCGAAAAAAGGUCUUAUUUUUUCAGCAUAAAUUUGGCUCCUUUGGCUUUCUUUAGGUUUUUACAAGAAACCCUAUAGAAUCUCUGGUGUCUUAUUUCUUUUUAGCUUUGUUUUGUCACCUGGAAUAUUGGGUUUUCUCGUAUUCUGAUUGGACUUCUAAAAAUUUGGUUAAAUUUAUUUUUGGUUGGUCGAUUAUGUUAUUUGUUUCCAUUCUUGGCUUAGUUUAGGGUUCUUGAUCGAGGGUUAUUGUUAUUUUUGGAUUUGUUGGUGUUUGAAGAAUAAAACUAAAAUGGCUUUGAAUGAUUUUGGGAAUUCAUGGAGUUUUUGGAGUUGCAACUGGGAUGUGGAGGAAAACCAUAGCAGUGGAAGUAGCAAAAGUGAAUCAAACGGCUUUUCUGAGGCUAUUAGUGAUGAUAUUGUUGAUAGAUUGCCUGCAGAUCCAUUUGGGAUGGAAAUAAGGUCUACUUUAACUGCAGCAAUCGCAGGUUGGAUUCAGGAUUUUGAGAAUGACUUUGGGUCAGAUUUCUGUGUGUUUGAUAUGCAAGAUGGUGAUGAAAAGAAGAUUGCUGAUCAACAGCAUUUGUUCAAGGGUCUAAAUUGGGUUUGGAAUGGCAGCAUGAGCAUCCAACAACAGGAAGGGAACUCUAGUGUUGGUGAAUUUGGUUCAGAAGAUGUUGGUGAAUUUGGUUCAGAAGAUGUUGAUAAAAAGAUUGGUGAUCAAUGCCUAAAUUGGGUUUGGAAUAGUACCAUGAGUUUUCAACAGGAGGAAGGUAACUUUGAGAUCAACGAAGUAUUAGUCCCUAAUGAUGAUUUUAAUGGAUUUGGGAUUGGUAAUAGACUUUCCAUUGGGGGUUUUGUGUCUAAUGAUGAAGGUAAGGAAUUGGAGGAUUGUAAGGGAGUUUUUUGUGAUGGUAGUGAAGGAGGUGCUCCAAAUGAUGCUUUGUUUUUUGCUCUUGGUUAUCUUGGUGUUAAGGACCUCCUUGCAGUUGAAAGGGUUUGUAGGUCUUUGCAGGAUGCGGUUAGAGGUGAUCCUCUUCUGUGGAGGAGCAUUCACAUUGAACAGACAUUGAGUAGGAGGAUUAAUGAUGAUGCUCUUUUGAAAUUAACUAGCAGGGCUCAAGGCACUCUAGAAUGCUUGAGUCUAGUGGGGUGCUUAAAAAUCACAGAUGACGGUUUGAAGCGUGUGCUUGAAAGCAAUUGCAGGCUUACUAAGCUAAUUGUGCCAGAAUGUACAAGACUGAGUGUUGAAGGCAUUUUGUUCAAUUUAAGAGCCUUCAGGUCUGCUGGGUCCCCAGGAAUAAAGCAGUUAAGAAUAGGUGGAUGCUUUGGCGUAACGGAGGAGCAAUUCCAAGAGUUGAAGUUCUUACUUGGUGUAGAUAAACCAAUGCAAUUGGGAGCGCAAAAACCACAAUUUUUUCGUCAGGGGCAGUUGCAUCUCAUGUGUGAUGAUGAUAGGGCCAUUGACAUUGAGGUUUGCCCCAGAUGUGAGAAACUGAAACUAGUUUAUGAUUGCCCAUCAGAGAGUUGCAGAAGAACACAUCAUGCUGCUCAGUUGUGCAGGGCUUGCAUUAUCUGCAUAGCACGCUGUAUUCGUUGUGGGUGCUGUCUUAAGGACUGUGAUUAUGAGGAGACGUUUACUUUAGAUUUUCUUUGUUUUGAUUGUUGGAAGCAGAUCUUUAAUCGUGAAGGGAAGCCAGAAGUAGUGGGUGCCUCCUCUUCCAAGCACACCAUCUUUCAUCAAGAGACGAGGUAUCAGUUGUGUUUUUAUCGCUAGAUGUUCCCUUUGGCAGACUAUGGACAAGACUUCUGCACAAUGCAAACCUAGCAGUGGCUGUUGGGCAUGUGCAUCGAUGCCCUAUCAGUGAAGUUUAAUAUAUUCUGUGAAUGUUAUGCAGCUUCUGAGGUGGAUCUCAGGCUGCUAUGUUAUUUGGUGUUUCCUGCUUUGCUGGUGCAUGCAGUGAACUUUAGCUGAGAGGUCACUUCAUUCGAUCUUGUGAAGAAUUGAGGUUGGGGGGCAGGACCAAGAGAUGCUGAAGAGAGAUACGCUACUGAAAAAAAAAGAGAAAAAUGAAAAAGAAAAAAAAAAGCAGAAAGAAAAAAAAAAGUCAAAACAAAAGGAAAAAUAAAAGAAUGAGUAUAUCUUAUCAUUGAUUCUGUUGAAGACGCAUCUCUUGAAGUGUGCUAUUUUAUAGUUGGAGGACAUGAAGCAGGUGUUCAGAAUGCUUUCUGGCUGAAAUGAGUUCAGUGUGACAUUGCUUUGAUCUUCAUUGUUGCCCUCAGAAUUCAUUCCAUCCUUGUAAAUGAGGAGAAGCAACACUGGCCUCAACGGUGGCAAGCAGAAGAAAGAACGGCCUGGAUGGUGUCUGCUCUGUGGUACCUGGGGCAACAAUGGUAGAUGUUCUUCUCAUCGCACGACAGCAGCAGGAGUAAGUCCGGUUUUAUUCGUAGGAUCUUCUUCUUACAAAGUGUGAAGGUUAGGUGUUGAGAAUGCUUUCUGGCUGAAACGAGCUCUGUGUGUCAUUGCUUUGUUCUUCGUUGUCGACCUCAGAAGUCACUCAAUCCUUGUAAACGAGGAGACGCAACAUUGGCAAGCAGAAAGAACAGCCUGGAUGGUGACUGCUCUGCGGUACCAGGGCAACAAUGGUAGAUGUUCACCUUAUCCCAUGACAGUGCCAGGAGUAAGUCCGUUAUUUUUCAUAGGAUCUUCUUGCAAAGCUUAAGGGUAGCUGCCAUUGAAUCGAUUGGAGCUCUCACUCUUUGUCCGAUCUUCACCCGGAUGCCCUUCUUCGGGUGGUUGUCUUUGUUUUGAUAUCGAAGUAAUAGGAAUCUGAAAUGUAGAACGAUAGUUAUUUCGCGAGAAUAGAAUAAAGAAGGGAUAAAAUAAGUUAGUUAUUA